Molecule: messenger RNA, 1152 nt
Organism: Neogale vison (American mink)
Lineage: Eukaryota; Metazoa; Chordata; Mammalia; Carnivora; Mustelidae
Gene: ASMT
Product: acetylserotonin O-methyltransferase
Exons: 8
Coding region: 1-1119 (372 amino acids)
Biological process (GO): methylation; melatonin biosynthetic process
Molecular function (GO): acetylserotonin O-methyltransferase activity
Source: RefSeq, a predicted model, not a curated record
AUGAGUUCCCCCGAGGAACAGGCCUUCCGGCUGCUGACCGAGUACGCAAACGGGUUCAUGGUCUCCCAGGUUCUGUUUGCCGCCUGCGAGCUGGGCGUCUUUGACCUUCUCGCGGAGGCCCCGGAGCCCCUGGGUGCGGUGGCUGUGGCUGCACGACUGGGCACCAGCUCCCAUGGGACGGAACUCCUGCUGGACACCUGCGUGUCCCUGAAGCUGCUUCAGGCCGAAACCAGGAGGGGAAAAGCCUUGUAUCAAAACACGGAGCUCUCCAGCACCUACCUGGUCAGGGCCAGUCCCAAGUACCAAGGCAACAUGCUGCGGUACCUGUCCAGGACGACGUACCUGUGUUGGGGCCACCUGGCCCAGGCUGUGAGGGACGGCAAGAACCAGUAUCCAGAGGUGUUUGGGGUUCCCUCGGAUGAGCUCUUCACCGCGAUCUACAGAUCCGAGGGCGAGCGGCUGCAGUUCAUGAGGGCUCUGGAGGACGUCUGGAGCGUCAGCGGGAGGCACGUGCUGGCCGCCUUUGACCUGUCCCCGUUCCCGCUCAUCUGCGACGUUGGCGGUGAGCGUUGGCCCCACAGGUGGGGCUGUGUCUUGGGGCUAGUGUGCUCCCUAGUGUCCCCUGGGGAGGGAAGACGACUGGGCUGCUCUGGGGCUCUGGCCAAGGAGUGCACCUCUCUGUACCCCGGGUGUCAGGUCACCGUGUUCGACAUCCCCAAGGUGGUCCAGACGGCAAAGAAGCACUUCUCAUUCCUGGAGGAUCCGCGGAUCAGCUUCCGUGAAGGAGAUUUCUUUAAAGACCCGCUUCCGGAGGCAGAUCUGUACAUCCUGGCCAGGGUCCUGCACGACUGGACCGACAUGCGGUGCUCACAGCUGCUGGCGAGGGUCCAUCGCGCCUGCAAACCAGGCGGCGGCGUCCUGGUGAUCGAAAGCCUCCUGGAUGCAGACGGACGGGGCCCGCGGACCACGCAGCUGUACUCGCUGAACAUGCUGGUGCAGACGGAGGGCCGGGAGCGGACCCCCGCCCAGUACCGGGCGCUCCUGGCUCCCGCCGGCUUCCAGGACAUCCAGUGCAGGAGAACGGGGGGCAUUUAUGAUGCCAUCCUCGCCAGGAGGUAGCUCCCCGUGGGUCUGCAGCGACCGAUCCAACCG